Durusdinium trenchii is the source of this 931-nucleotide messenger RNA. Lineage: Eukaryota; Dinophyceae; Suessiales; Symbiodiniaceae. The record is from the annotation of a GenBank genome assembly.
ACUGCCAGGCAGAUAAGAAAGUCUGUAGACGUUGCUCUUGUUUGUAUCCCCGGGUUUCACCGAAUUGGCCAGUGCAUGUGUGUCCAUUCACACUAGAGAGUGUCUUGAGGCACUUGAAAAGUUUCAGGGUUCGGUUUGUAUGAUUUUUCAUGGCGCUAAUUCCUCCCUCAGCCAUCUCGGUUCCGCUGGUGGGUGGCCCCUCUCAGCCACGCUGGCGAGUGGGGGUGGCAGCCGGAGCUGCUGCCCUUUGCCUGCAGGAACCAUGCCGAUCGGUGUGAUGCUCCGAUGGAACGAGGAGAAGGGCUUUGGCUUCAUCCGUCCAAUGGAUGGAGAGGGCCCGGAUCUCUUCUGCCAUAAAUCCGCCUUGCUGGACGGGGACGGCAGCGUGUGGGAUGGUGACGAGGUGAAAUUUGUGAUGGAGUAUGACGAAAGGAAGGGCAAGGAUCGCGCAAUCGAGGUGGAGCGCUACAUUCGCAGCAGUCAAUCCCCCCCGCCCCAGAGGCCGCCGCCACCAAGUGCCCGAAGAGAAGGUGACUGGGAUUGCCCGAAGUGCAAGUUCAUGGUCUUCGCAACAAAAUCAGAAUGCAUGAAAUGCGGCACAAGAAGAGAGGAUGCGGACAGGAUUCGAGAAGAGAUGGCCGAAGCAUCAAAGAAGGAGUCGAAGGAUGGAAAAAAGGAUGGAAAGGAUGGAAAGGAUGCUAAAGAGAAGGACGCUAAGGAUCACAGCCGAGACCGCCGCCGCCGCCGCAGCCGCGAGAAGGAAGAGCGGAGCCGCGGGCGACGCCGCGAGCGCAGCCGCUCGAGGCGGCGAAGCCGGUCCAAACGCUCCAGAGGCAAAGAUCGUGACCGCGACCGGCGGCGACGCAGCCGCAGCUGAGUGACGCGGCGGAGCGUGACUGGUGUAGAGUGGCGGAGAAAUGUGGCACCACGG